AGGCUGGGACAGGGUGAAAUGGCAGCUUCUUCCUCGUCCUCUUCAGCCGGUGGAGUCAGCGGCAGUUCUGUAACAGGAUCGGGGUUCAGCGUUUCGGACCUGGCGCCACCCCGAAAAGCCGUCUUCACUUAUCCCAAAGGAGCCGGGGAGAUGCUGGAAGAUGGCUCCGAAAGAUUCCUCUGUGAGUCUGUUUUCAGCUAUCAGGUUGCAUCUACGUUAAAGCAAGUGAAACAUGAUCAACAAGUCGCACGGAUGGAAAAACUAGCCGGGCUGGUGGAAGAGCUGGAGGCAGAUGAGUGGAGGUACAAGCCAAUAGAGCAGCUCCUGGGAUUCACUCCCUCCUCGGGCUGAACAUGUCUGGAUCGCUGCUGUCAGGGAGCAGAAGGAAAACAUUUUCUGGCCUGGCUUCAAAACACACCCCCAUUUAUCAGGAUGCUGACAGCUGCACCGGCAGGACUGGGCUUUCAAAAAAAAAUUUUUUUUAAGUUGAGAGUGGGGAUCCCCCAUGAAGCUGCCAGUAGAUGGAA
Molecule: messenger RNA, 527 nt
Organism: Pterocles gutturalis (yellow-throated sandgrouse)
Lineage: Eukaryota; Metazoa; Chordata; Aves; Pterocliformes; Pteroclidae
Gene: ANAPC16
Product: anaphase promoting complex subunit 16
Exons: 3
Coding region: 19-351 (110 amino acids)
Biological process (GO): protein ubiquitination
Cellular component (GO): cytosol; anaphase-promoting complex; kinetochore
Source: RefSeq, a predicted model, not a curated record